Messenger RNA from Colletotrichum higginsianum IMI 349063, 1617 nucleotides. Its product is annotated as Carboxylic ester hydrolase. Lineage: Eukaryota; Fungi; Ascomycota; Sordariomycetes; Glomerellales; Glomerellaceae. The transcript has 3 exons. The coding region runs from base 1 to 1617 and encodes 538 amino acids. The record is from RefSeq and is a predicted model, not a curated record.
AUGCUGGCGCCCUUCGCUCUGCCCUUGUUUGUCCUCCUGGGGCCGGCACUUGCGUCAUUUCGAGAGGACUGUCUCGCUCUCACGCCCCAGUCGACGGUGGCCAACUCGACCGGCCGAGAGCUAGCGUUCGUCACGUCCGGCACCGACCUUGCUUUUCCAGAGCAGGAUGCUGCCUGCAAUCGGGCAAGCCAGGUUGUCAGGGCGGACCUCUGCCGGGUUGCCAUGAACCUGACAACCUCGGCCAGGUCCGAGGUGGUGACGGAGGUGUGGCUACCGGAGAAGUGGAACGGCCGUCUGGUGACUGUUGCCGGAGGGGGGCUCGAUGGCUGUGUUCACUACGAGGAUAUGGCGUACGCCACCGCUCAUGGGUUCGCAGCCGUUGGUACGAACAACGGACACGCGGGGACGACUGGAAUCCAGUUCCUGAACAACGAAGACGUGGUGAUUGACUUUUCCUGGAGAGCACUACACGUGGGAGUCGUUGCAGGCAAGCAGCUUCUGCAGUCCAUGUACAAGCGACCGGCGACAGGCUCGUACUUCUUGGGCUGCUCACUCGGCGGGCGCCAGGGCAUCAAGGCCGCAGACAUGUUCCCCGAAGACUUUGACGGCGUCGUCGCCGGCGCCCCCGCCAUCGACUUCAAUAACCUCUACUCCCACAGGGCCGGCUACCUGCCGCAGACCGGUGCCGCGGACUCAAAGGACUUCAUCGCCCCGGCGGUCUGGAAGACGACGAUCCACAGCGAGGUCCUCCGGCAAUGUGAAGCCAUCGACGGCGCGGAAGACGGCAUCAUCGAGGAUCCGGCCUUGUGCAACUUCGAUCCGGGAGCUCUGCUGUGCCGCAACAACGCCACCGCCGACGGCACCGGCUGCCUUUCGAGCAAACAGGUCGAAAUCGUGAGAGGGAUCUUCGCCCCGACAAAGGACGCCCAGGGGAACGUGUUCUGGCCGGGCAUGAACCCCGGCAGCGAGAUCAACACCGCAGACGGGCUGUACAGCGGGAAGCCCUGGGCGAACUCGCAGAACUGGUUCCGCUAUGCCGUGUACAACGACCCGGGGUGGGAUGUCUCCGGCUACAAGCUCGAGAAGGACGGCGUCUUCGCCGAGCAGAAGAACCCCGGCGACAUCAGGACGCACCCGAGCGACCUCUCGGCCUUCAAGAACAGGGGCGGCAAGCUCCUCAUGUACCACGGCCAGCAGGACCACCAGAUCACGAGCUUCCGCACCCCCAUGUUCUACGACCACCUGUCCCGGGGCAUGGGCCUGGGCACGGCCGAGAUGGACCAGUUCGCCCGCUUCUUCCGCAUAUCGGGGCUGGCUCACUGCACGACGGGGCCCGGGGCCUGGCUCAUCGGCCAGGGGGGCGCCGGGGGCAACGCCGCGGCCAUCGCCGACAGCCUGCCCUUCCACGGGACGCACAACGUCCUCGCUGCCAUCGUGGACUGGGUCGAGGGCGGCGUCGCCCCUGACACCAUAACGGGGACCAAGUUCGUCAACGACACCGUCGCCCUGGGCGUGGAUUUCCAGCGCCGGCACUGCAGGUACCCGCGGCGGAACGUCUUCAAGGGGGAUGGCUUCGACCCCAAGAACGCCGACAGUUGGAAAUGCACAUGCAGUUAG